AUGAUGCAGAUGUUUUGGCCGCGUUAUUCAGCGGCACUUCUGGGCCAUCCAGAUUGUUUUUAUGAUAGUUUCUCUCCUAUUCCUAGUAUCAUAGCGGAACAUCCGUCGUUCGCAGUACGCGUUAUUUGGAGAGAAGACGUGAUGAUGAGAGAACGCUCUGGUAACCACAGUAUAGAAGGUCAGCACUGUGCCGACAACUUUUUCCAAUGUACUGAUGGCAAGUGUAUUCCGCGGGCUUGGCUCUGCGAUGGCGAUUACGACUGCGUCGAAGGAGACGACGAAAAAAGAUGUGAAUGGAAGGUUUGCAUGCCAAAUGAAUUCAAGUGCAGGUCGGCGAAGUGCAUCUUAAUGAACUGGGUUUGCGAUGGCGAUGACGACUGUGGUGAUAAUUAUGAUGAACGUCCGGAACUGUGCAAUUUCACUUGCGCGGAACGGAUGUUCCAGUGCGUCGAGAGCAAACGCUGCAUUCCUCGUCUAUGGCUUUGCGACGGUGAGCCGGACUGCUUCGAUCACUCUGAUGAGGCGAACUGCAGUGCUGUAUUCUCUGUCUUCAACCAGACCGAGUGUCGGCCGUACGAGUUCCGCUGCGGCACCGGUUUCUGCAUCAACCAGAACUUUGUCUGUGAUGGCGAUGACGACUGUCUCGAUGGAAGCGACGAAGUGGGAUGCCACAAAAAUUGCACCGAAUUUGCGUGCAAGUCUGACGGUAAGUGCGUUCCAUGGGUGUACCACUGCAACAACGUUACUGACUGCAGCGACGGAUCAGACGAGCAGAAUUGUGAAAUCAAAGUGACAGUCUCUGAGGACUGUGCCGAUAGGAACGAGUUUGACUGCGGCGACGGAACUUGCAUUCCUUGGGAGAAGGUAUGCGACGGCAAGGCCGAUUGUUUGAGCACUAUCGCCGCCGACGAGUCCCCUGCUCUGAAUUGCUCUCAGAAAGUAGAAGACUAUUGUCGCAGGGGUCACGUAUGUGAUCAGAUAUGCCGAAACACAAUAUUUGGUCCAAAAUGUUUCUGCGCGGCCGGCUACCAAAUUUCGCCCCUCAACAAGUCUAAAUGCAUCGACAUUGACGAGUGCAAGAAGCCCGGCGUCUGUUCGCAGAUCUGCAUCAACACGGUCGGAAGCUAUCGCUGUAAAUGUCAUACUGGAUACUUGCUGUUGUUCGACAUGCGCACCUGCCGUGCUGCCGGCAGCCACGCAAAACUGUUAUUCGCCAACAGGGACAGCAUCCGUGCCGUUGACUUAUCCACGUUAACCCCAAUGUCGUUGCUAUCCGGUCUGGACUUCGUGGUCGCCUUGGACUACUCCUACAAAUCGCGACGAAUAUUCUGGUCUGACUACAGCAAGGAACAAAUUUUUACUUGCAGUUUGAAAGAGGACAUGUCUGUUUCGUCGAACAGCUGUAUGAAAGAAGUGGUGGGCAAGAAACUCUCUGCAGUUGACGGUCUUGCUGUUGAUUGGGUGCAUGAGCUGUUGUACUGGACUGACAGCGGAACGGACACCAUUUCGCUCGUAGAAUUCAACGGCGAGCAUCGACACACGUUAUUCGACAAAGACCUCGACGAACCGCGAGCCAUUGCCGUCGAUCCAUUACGAGGGGUCAUGUUUUGGUCAGAUUGGGGUCGGUACCCGAAAAUCGAACGUGCCGGUAUGGACGGCACCCAUCGUCAGCCAAUUAUCGAUCGUGACAUUUACUGGCCGAACGGCAUAACGUUGGACCUUGCAGAACAGCGUAUUUUCUGGGUGGACGCCAAGUCCAAGAAGAUCUGCAGUGCCGACUAUCUUGGCAACAACAAAGCAGUGAUACUCAGCAACAACGCGAAGCUGUUCCACCCUUUUGGCCUAGCAGUGUUCGAAGAGAACAUCUACUGGACAGACUGGGACACCCAGGGCAUUCACGUGGCGAACAAGUUUACCGGCGAAACAAAGGACGUGCUAUUUACAGGACUGGUUGGCUUUAUGAGCAUCAGAGUGGCGCACGAAGUCACUCAGCCUGAAGUACCGAACAAGUGCCGCGUGAAGUACUGCAGUCAUUUGUGCGUUCCGGCUUUCAAAUUGUCCAACGACUUGCCACUUCUGCCGCCGUACCGUCGAGGGUUUAGUCCGUACUCCUGUCUGUGCGCCGACGGCUUUCGCCUAGACAGCGAUGGCCGAAGUUGCAUCGCAAACACUUCUGUUCCCAAAGUGGUGACUGCAGAACCAUUUGUGUUGUUGGACAAAUCUGUUCAGGGGUUCAGCGUUGGCUUGGUGCUUGGAAUCAUGUUCACCGUCGGAACUUGCAUGGGACUGGGCGGCUCCGGUAUCUACCAGCCGACGAUCGAAGGACGAGGAGCGAUUCCUGAGGUGACGACGAAGCUCGACCCAGUGACCAAGAACGGGGCGCUGGCACACGCCGUUUAG
Molecule: messenger RNA, 2400 nt
Organism: Soboliphyme baturini
Lineage: Eukaryota; Metazoa; Nematoda; Enoplea; Dioctophymatida; Soboliphymatidae
Source: the annotation of a GenBank genome assembly